Canariomyces notabilis is the source of this 2260-nucleotide messenger RNA. RefSeq names its product alpha/beta-hydrolase. Lineage: Eukaryota; Fungi; Ascomycota; Sordariomycetes; Sordariales; Chaetomiaceae. The transcript has 2 exons. Bases 277 to 2058 code for a protein of 593 amino acids. The record is from RefSeq and is a predicted model, not a curated record.
CUCAGACUAUCCUCAACAUGAGCAUGCUUACGAAUAUCCGGUAACAACUGGGUGCCGCAUGAGCCUCGUCAACGCAAUGUGUCUGGCUGAAAGUUAUGGAAUCACCAGUUUCGUCGGCUGGAGCCAGUCAACACCUGAAAGGGGGUAUACGCCCUUAAAUACCUUCACCACUGCUCACCACAACCAAGUUCGAUAUGGCUCUUCACCAGCUGCCCUUCGUUCCUCCUUCUUCGACUGCACUCACAGUAGAAGCAGCACCCGCAGCAUCUCGAAACCAUGAUCGCAACCUCGCAGCAAUGGGCCCUCUGGUCUUGCGCUCUGCUCCUUGUAUCCCCGACCGGAGCCUUCUUGCCCCCUAUCCACCCACGCCAACUUGAUCCCACCACCUUCAACUGGUCCGCCAUAACCCCAACGGCCGACCUCCGAUACCACCCGUGCUUCGACAGCUUCAAAUGCGCCCGCCUGCGCGUGCCGCUGGACUGGUCCGGCACCGCCCAAAAUCUCACCUCCGUCACCAGAAAGUGGCGCAGAGAUGAGGACGGGGGCGCGUACGCGGCCAUAGCCAUCACCGUCCUCCCAGCCGUGGUGCCGCCCACGGACCCGUCCUAUGCGGGGCCCAUCCUCAUCAACCCGGGCGGACCGGGCGGUGCGGGCACCGACAUGGCGCUGGCGUACGGGAAGGCCCUGCAGCAGCUCGUUGACACGCCGGGGGAGAGGCACUUUGAUAUCCUGGGCUUUGACCCGCGCGGCACGGGCAAGAGCACCCCCAGCGCCAUGUGUUAUCCCAGCGAGUUUGACAGGGCGAUUGGGGCGUUGCAGCUGGCGUCGUUCCCCUCGGUGAGCACGGAGAUCGGGUUGAUGACGCAGUUUGAGUAUCUUCGAGGGGAGGGGCAGUUGUGCAAGUCGAACGAGGGGAAUGGGGACAUCUUCCGGUAUAUGUCUACCGCGUCGGUCGCGAGGGAUAUGUUGGAGAUUGUGGAGAGGUCUGCUGUGUUGAAUGGUAAUGGGACGAGGGUUGGAAGGCGUUGCGCUGAGAAGCCAAGGCUGCAGUACAUUGGUUUCUCGUACGGCACGUUCCUAGGAAAUACCUUUGCGUCGAUGUUCCCUGAUAGGGUCGGGAGAAUGGUGGUGGAUGGAAUUGUCGACGCCGAUGACUACAUUGCUGGGAUCUUCUCUAAGAAUGCGGUCGAUGCUGAGAAAGCCAUUGAUGUUUUCUACCAGACCUGCUUCGACGCUGGCGAGCUCUGCCCACUUCGACAGACGCAAGAUGGAAGCGCAUCCGACAUCAGACAGCGCGUGGACAGCUUCCUCCGAUCGAUCGAGGAAUCUCCCAUCUCUGUUGUGCAAAACGGCGGCGUCAAUCUGAUAACAGCAUUCUUCGUCCGAGAGAUGAUCCGCACGGCCCUGUACAACCCCAUCCGGGUCUAUGAGACCCUGGCGAAAACUCUCGCCGGCAUCCUGGCAGGGAACUACACGGGACUAUUCAGCCCCAACACCCAAGAGGCCCUUUGCCAGCAGGUCCCCGAGACCUCGCCGCCUCAGACGUACACCUGGGCGAGAGAGGCCACGUCCGGCGUCAUCUGCGGCGAUUCGUACGCCUUGGCUGGCGAUCGUAAUGUCUCCUGGGCGCGCAGUCUGGCCGCGCGUGUCAUUGCGCAGUCCCCAACCACAAGCGAUGGAUGGCUGCGCGUUGCCUUGGGCUGCGCAGGAUGGGACAUUUCUCCUGACUACGUGUUCCACGGUCCCUUUGGCAGUCCGGCGCCGGGCAACAAAAGCGCGCCGGCCGCUCCAUUGCUGAUUCUUUCCACCGAGGUGGACCACGCAACGCCGCUGGAAAACGCUUUCACGCUCUCACGGUUUCACAAGGGAUCCUCGGUUGUGGUGCAGGAAGGGAUUGGGCACUGCGCCCUCCUGUCAUCGACGAGCAACUGCACGUCCGGCAUCGUCCGUGAAUACUUCCGUACCGGAACGGUACCUGCCAAUGGUACAUUUUGUGCGUCAGACUGUAGGCCGGAGAUUCCUUUCAAGGGGUGCCCAGGCCUUCCGGGCUCUGCCUAGGGAACCAGGAUGUUUUUUCCCAAGGGGUCCAGUUUCGGAACAUCUAGGACCCAGGGGUGGUAGUUUGAAGGGAUCGGGUUCUGGAAUCGCUUUCAAUUCUAAGCAUACAGACCACACUCAGCAGUGUGAAGCUGUGCCGUGGUUGGCGUAUGUCCUGUAUGUACUUUAAGAUAUAGAUUGAUGCCUGUGUCAUCCGAGUUAU